This is a messenger RNA of Canariomyces notabilis, 1720 nucleotides long. RefSeq lists its product as uncharacterized. The transcript is spliced from 2 exons. NCBI's taxonomy places the organism in Eukaryota, Fungi, Ascomycota, Sordariomycetes, Sordariales, Chaetomiaceae. The coding region runs from base 165 to 1535 and encodes 456 amino acids. The record is from RefSeq and is a predicted model, not a curated record.
CGCUGAUUUUCCCGCCUGUAAACCAACCGAUAAGGGAAUCAGCGGGGCCAACUUCAACGCCGACGGCUCCUCACAGGAUGGGGUCUACAAUUUGCUUUCCUUGCCUUCUCCCUUCUCUUCCGACGUGAAUUAUUUUGCAUAUCUCUUCUUCUCCUUCGAAAGAUAUGGACAGAAAUCGCGCCCAGUAUGAGAUUCUCACUGACGAUGCUGUGGCCGAGAUUCUAGCGAAAGAGGCGAGCCAGGCGUCAGCCAAGUAUUCAUCAAUGGGGCUCGAGGCCUUCAGAUCUGCCAAACCUUCAAAUAAAGCAAAGCCGAACACCCGCUUCUUGGGACGCAUCAUCAAGGAGACCACAAGCCACAAUGCCGCCCUCCUGGCGAAGGAAACCGCCGAAGCCCAGGCGCGCCUCGACGACCUGACCGGAUCGGAGGAGAAAAAGAGGCGCAAGCUUAACCCCAGCGCUUCGGACAUCAGACGUCGGCAGUUGGGCGACAUAUCCUCCAUCCUCCAGGGUCGCAGGCGGAGUAGCGGGGCAGAGGGACACAGUGGUUCUAGGGUGAAAAAGGAUAGCCGAAGGGACGCGGAGGAGCUCCAAAAACAAGACCACCGGCGGAAGGGCGGAGAAGAUACAGACGACGAGGGACAUCGGUCGCACCGAAAGAAGAGGGGGGACGGAACCAAAGACGAGCCUGGCCGCCGCCGGCCGAGGUCACACUCCCCACCACGACGAGAUCGGAGAUACCGUGAUAGGUCUCCGCUUAACAGCACCGACGAGGACGAGCAAUUGCAUCGCUCCUCCAAGUCGCGGCGCAAGAAGUCAGACAGGAGUAAUAACGACCUGAUCGGCGCCGAAUCCUCCAGGCGAAGUCGGUACGGCCGACUAACCGCGGACGAAGCGGAAAUGGGUUCCCACACUCAACCGCGUCGUGGCGAUAUUUCUAAAGACCCAUCCGCAAGCCGUCCAUCACGUCAUGAUAGAUCCGCACGGAUCGAGGAAGACGACUCCAGCUCUGACUCAGACCCGCUAGAAGACUUGAUCGGCCCUUUACCCCCGUCCUCCUCCUCCUCCUCAUCCAGAUUACCACCACCCGUCCGGACCCGCGGGAGGGGUGCUAUCAAGUCUGGUGCUACGGCGUUGGACAGCCGGUUCGCGGCUGACUACGAUCCAGCAUCAGAGCUGUUGGAGCCUGAGGACAACAACAACAACAACACCGACGAUUGGGACGAAGCAGUCGAGGCGUACCGCGACCGCCAGAAAUGGAAGCAGCAGGGCGCGGACCGGCUGCGGGCGGCCGGGUUCACGGAGGAGCAGAUUAGGAAGUGGGAGAAGAGUGGCAGCGGCGGGGAGAAGGAUAUUGAGGAUGUCCGGUGGAGUAAGGCUGGGGAGAAGCGGGAAUGGUAUGUACAAUGCCAUCCAAUCGAUUGUGCUGCUUGUUUUACGAUUGGAGCAGAGGAUAAGACUGACUUGUUACUUCCAGGGAUCGGGGCAAGGAUGGUGUCAGUACCUGAUUAUCUAUCUCGGCCGGCACUGUAUUGAGUUGUGGGCAUAGCAUUCUUUGGCGUUAGGGCUUUACUGCAUCGGCGCUGGAAGGGAUAGAGCUUGGGGGUUUGUUGGCUUAGCGUGGGAAUGAACAAAUGUGAUAGUUGAGAGGUUUCGGCCUCUUCCAAUCUGAUGAAGUUGCUUGUAUUCGUACAGGAUAGAUCAUCAAUAUGUACAAGAUU